AUGCCUCGCUUCAGGGAUGGCAUGUGGCUGCCAGCCGAGAACAUGUGGGUUGAGCACGCCGAGCAGGUUUACUACACCAACGAGAAGCCUGAUGGCAAGGGCCUCAACCUGUUGUGUCCGACUAAGACCAUUGAGAGCCGCGGCCACACGUUGAACAGGAGCACAAUCACCAUGGAUGUCAAUGCCGAGGCGGAUGGAAUCAUCUCUGUCGAAGCGACUCACUGGGCGGGUGCCCAGAUCAAGGGACCUCAUUUUGAGCUAUUCCCCCAGGGAAGACCGGAGGUCACGGGAGCCAUUUCCACGAGCGACAAGGGCACGACGUUAACUUCCGGUUCGCUGGCUGUAACGGUCGACCCGAGCAACUUUGACAUCCGCUUCCACAGCGCCGACGGCUCUAAGCGGCUCACGUCCCUGCAGGCCAGUAGCGUGGGCCUGGCAUACAGCCCCGCGCCAAGCAACCCCAUGCAGACAGGGGAUAUGCGAGACUUCAAGCACUACAUGUUCACGCAGACCUCACUGGCUGUCGGCGAGACCGUCCAUGGCCUGGGCGAGAGGUUUGGUGCAUACAACAAGGUUGGCCAGUCAAUCUCCCUGUGGAACGCCGAUGGUGGCACCUCUAGCGACCAGGCCUACAAGAACGUCUCUUUCUGGCUUAGCUCAAAGGGCUAUGGUAUCUUCAUCGACACCCCUGCGAGGGUCGAUCUGGAGAUCGGAAGCGAGAGGUGCACCCGCGUGCAGACCGCCAUUGAGGGACAGAGGCUAAAGUGGUACAUCAUCUACGGCCCUACCCCCAAGGAGGUCCUCCAGAGGUACUCCACUCUGACAGGUCGCCCCGGCAAGGUGCCCAACUGGAGUUACGGACUCUGGUUGACCACCAGCUUCACCACCAACUAUGACCAGGAUACUGUCAAGUCCUUCCUAGAAGGCAUGAAGGAGCGUGGCUCGCCAGUUGAUGUGUUUCACUACGACUGCUUCUGGAUGAAGGCCUUCACAUGGACUGACUUUGUCUUUGACUCGGAGAGGUUCCCCGACCCCAAGGGACAGAUUGCCCAGCUCAAAGAGUCUGGUCUUUGCAAGAAGGUCUGCGUCUGGAUCAAUCCUUACAUUGCGCAAUACGGAGCCGCCUUCAGCGAAGCUGCUGAGAGGGGCUACCUUGUCAAGCGCAAGAACGGUGAUGUCUGGCAGUGGGACCUGUGGCAGGCCGGUAUGGGUCUGGUAGAUUUCACAAACCCCGAGGCUGUUACAUGGUAUGUUGAGAAGCUCAACGGCCUCUUCGACCAGGGCGUCGACUGUAUCAAAACGGACUUUGGCGAGCGCAUCCCGACGCUGGACGUCGAAUGGCAUGACAAGACCGUUGACCCACACAAGAUGCACAACUACUACGCUUUCAUUUACAACAAGAUUGUCUACGAGGCUCUCCAGGCAAGAUACGGCGAAAAUCAGGCCGUCCUGUACGCCCGGACAGCUUGCGCCGGCGCGCAGCGCUUCCCUCUGCAAUGGGGCGGCGACUGCGAGUCCACCCCAGAGGCCAUGGCGGAGUCCGUCCGCGGCGGUCUCGGACUCGGUCUCAGCGGCUUCUCCUUCUGGAGCUGCGAUAUUGGCGGCUUCGAAGGUAAGCCGCCAGCGUGGAUCUACAAGCGCUGGGUGGCCAUGGGUCUCCUCUGCAGCCACAGCCGCCUGCACGGCAGCAGCUCGUACCGUGUGCCCUGGGUCAUGGAUGACGACGACCAGUCAGAAGAAGGUUGCUCCCGCACGCUGGCCAAGUGGACCACACUCAAGGGUCGUCUCAUGCCCUAUCUCUUCGCCGAGGCACAGGCUUCCAUCGCGCAAGGCCUGCCGCUGUCGCUGCGUGCCAUGUGCAUCGAGUUCCCCGACGACCCGACCAGCUGGUACCUCGACCGCCAGUUCAUGGUGGGUCCCAGCAUCCUGGCGGCACCCAUUUUUGAGGAGUCGGGCGAAGUCGAAUUCUACCUGCCCAAGGGCAAGUGGACAUCGUACUUUACGGGAGAGACCCGCGAUGGCCCCGGCUGGUUCACCGAGACGCACGGCUUUGGCACUUUGCCUCUGUACGUGCGUGAAAACACGGUGCUUGUGCUCGGCAGCGAGAAGGCCAUUGGUGCCGUGUACGACUACACGGAGGACGUCGAGGUGCGACUAUACGGUGCGCAGGAGGGUGCCAAGGCGUCGCUCGUGGACAAUGACGGCAACGAGGUCGGCAUCCUCGAGGUGGGGGCCGAUGGCGAGGUCAAGGAUACUUCAGCGCUGAAGGGCGAAUUCACAGUAAAGAAGGUAUGA
Verticillium dahliae VdLs.17 is the source of this 2295-nucleotide messenger RNA. RefSeq names its product alpha-xylosidase. Bases 1 to 2295 code for a protein of 764 amino acids. Gene Ontology annotation, biological process: carbohydrate metabolic process. Lineage: Eukaryota; Fungi; Ascomycota; Sordariomycetes; Glomerellales; Plectosphaerellaceae. The transcript is spliced from 2 exons. Gene Ontology annotation, molecular function: hydrolase activity, hydrolyzing O-glycosyl compounds; carbohydrate binding. The record is from RefSeq and is a predicted model, not a curated record.